Molecule: messenger RNA, 2302 nt
Organism: Centruroides sculpturatus (bark scorpion)
Lineage: Eukaryota; Metazoa; Arthropoda; Arachnida; Scorpiones; Buthidae
Product: E3 ubiquitin-protein ligase Mdm2-like
Exons: 13
Coding region: 295-1704 (469 amino acids)
Biological process (GO): regulation of cell cycle; negative regulation of apoptotic process
Cellular component (GO): nucleus
Source: RefSeq, a predicted model, not a curated record
AUUCGGUUAGCGUAAGAAGAAUGGCGACUGAUUGUAUACAUGAGCGAAAAGAAAGAACGCCAAAUUUCGAAGAUCAUAUCGUUCAAAACAUACAGCUAAUCAUAACGUUACACACCUCAAUGUAUAAAAAAUAACAAUACUUAUCACAUAUUAUACAGUUCGGACAGAUAGCUAUCGAUUUUAAAGUUUCCAGUUAGAACUUGCAAUUUACGUCAGGUUUAAUCUACGACACAGGCUAUUCACUGAUUAAAGUGUUUGAAGAUAGUAAUUUUGAAAAAUUAGGAAACUUUUAUCAUGUCACAGAAUACUACAAAUGAAGAAGUUUCAACUAGUGGAAUUAAAACUGAAAAGUUUGUGUUAAAAUCAGCAUUUCUUAAGUUACUUGAAAGUGUUGGUGCAAGUGGUAAAUUAUUUACAUUAUCUCAGAUAUUGGGCUUUAUGAAAAAUUAUAUAAUAGCUCAUAAUUUGUAUGACAAAAAAAAUCCCAGACAAAUUUUUUGUGAAGAUGAUGAUCUGGGUAAAGUUUUAGGUGUGAAUAAAUUUACUAUAGAUGAUGUUAUGAAAUUAUUAACACGUGUAUUAUAUCGUUUACCACCCACUACCAAGGACAGUUCUGAGUCUUCAGAGAAUUCACAAAUUGAUAGCAUCAAGAGACCAUCAGCAACAGAAAAUGUUGAAUGUAAAAGGCAGAAGCUAGAUGAUCAUUCUUCAGCAAAUGUUAGACCUAAAUCACCCAUAAUCAUUUGCAUCCCUGAUAAACCUGAUUAUGAUAGUACAUGUGAAACAGAUUAUAGUAUACAGAGUCAAGAAACAGCCCUAGCUAAAGAUUCAACUGAUGAUCUUUGGUUUUUAGAAGAGGAUGAAUAUGAUGUAGAGGUGGAAGAUGAUGAUGAUUAUUUUUCAGUGGAGUAUGAGCUUGGCUCGCAGUCAAGUAUGGAAGGAAGCUUAGUGUCUGAUACAGAUAGUGACAUUGAAGAUGUUAUAAAUGCUGUGUUAAUAUGUAAAGAUGAUGACGACAUGGAAUUCUGGGCUGAUGAUAGCUUUGAUGAGGAUGAUUUUUCAACUGACCCAGAACUAGAAGAAGGAGAUAAAUGGACUUGUAGUCGUUGCAAAAGUUUAAAUCCACCACCCAUGAGGUAUUGUCAAAAGUGCUGGGAUGAAAGAAUAGGAUGGUUACCGGAAAAUCGCAGACAUCAUCCUCCGCCUCCUCGGAAAAAUAGAAAGAAGCGCAGAAUGAAUAAGAAUCAGAAAUUGGAAAGAAAGAACACUGAUUCCAAACCAGAGAUGGUAAAUGAUGAUUUAGAAGCAAAACUGGAAAAAGAAGAAUCCUUCAAAAGUGUAGGUGAUGUAAAUUUGGAUAAUUUUUAUCCAGCCAGUACGUCUUAUGAUAUACACAAAAGUAUGACAGACUGUGAAACAUCCAUACAACCAAUCAAACUGUGUGAAAAUCCUAGUAUAGAAAGUUUUCCUGAUUCUUGUGACAAAACAGAUUGCAACUCUGUUCCCCCCUCUGCAGCAGCAGACAAAGAAUUCAACGUGUGUCCUCUCUGUUUGCAAAAAGAAAAGACUGCCAUCAUCGUCCAUGGAAGGACAGGUCACCAGAUGUGUUGCUAUCCCUGUGCCCGUCAUCUAGAAAAUCAAAACAAACCAUGCCCUAUUUGCAGGAGAACUAUUCAGAGAGUUAUUAGGAACUUUUACGUGUAAAUUUUCGGGUUUUAUAAGAAACUGCAGAUAGUGCCAGAGCUUUGGUUAAUUUGUCCAUUAGAGUUUAAAAAAAAUAAUAAUAUAAUAAAGUGAAUUAAUCUACAACAUUCAUGACUUUCUAAAACAAGUUUAUCUCUAAAAGUAAACUGGUAUUUGGUAAAUUAGUAAAAUAGUAUUUGGUAUAGUCAUUUUCUUUCAAGCCACACCAAAUAUUUAUAAUCCAUACCAAUUACUAAUACUAGAAAAUUCUCAAAUUACAUAUUUCAAAAUGGCCAUAUCUUUUGUUUUGUGCAAUAUUUAUUAAGUGAAGAAUGCUUUUUUAUUAUUAUUAUUAUUAAAUAAGAUUAUUUGUCUAUUUAAUCAGAUCUGAUAAGUGUAAAUCAUAAGUUACAUCCAGUGUAUCUUUAAAAUAUAAAUGUAUUUUUGUUUACAAUUAAUUAAAUCUUUUUAUUACAAAAAAUAUAAUUUGUCAAGUUAAAUGUCACAUUAAAAGUUAAAGUAUAUUGCAGCUGUCCAGAGUCAUAAUUCUGUUGGAAUAAUUUUUGUGUAUAUGGGUUAAGGACAACAUUAAUUCUUUGAAUUAUCCUAAAUAAAUACA